This is a messenger RNA of Gossypium raimondii (Peruvian cotton), 1635 nucleotides long. RefSeq names its product protein N-terminal asparagine amidohydrolase. Lineage: Eukaryota; Viridiplantae; Streptophyta; Magnoliopsida; Malvales; Malvaceae. Gene Ontology annotation, cellular component: nucleus. Gene Ontology annotation, molecular function: protein-N-terminal asparagine amidohydrolase activity. Gene Ontology annotation, biological process: ubiquitin-dependent protein catabolic process. The transcript has 9 exons. The record is from RefSeq and is a predicted model, not a curated record. The coding region runs from base 213 to 1283 and encodes 356 amino acids.
UAAAGAACUUACAGAGUACGCUGAGAGACUAGGAGAGGGAGAAUUUCGAUUUGAAAAACUUGUAAUCAAAGAUCAAAUUGUUUCGUUUCGAGAUCAAAUACAAAAUCUGGAAAACUUUUUUUUUUAAAUCAAUUUGGGUUCAGGUGCUCAAGACAGUGAAGGGUUUUAGUUUUGACUUUUGAGUUGAAAAUUAUCAUCAAUUCAUCAUCAUCAUGAUUUUUGUGGAUGGACUUCCCUUCUCUCUCAACUCUUCUUCAUCAUCAUCAUCAUCGUCCAAGUCUCAGCCAUCGGAUUUAUUAGUGGCAUUGAUGGAACACCAAGUUUUAGUGUCUGCCACACAUUCUUUCAAGUCUAUCCAGGAAAGGAAAGUCUCAGCAUCCAUGGAUUCCAAGCUAAUAACAUCGUCUAACAGCUCUAGAUAUGUUUACUUAUUCCAGAGGGAAUACGCUACUGUAGAUCCCUCACUUGUCCAUUAUGUCGGCACUGAUGAAGCCACAACCUGCGUGGGUGUUGUCAUUCGGAACCGAAAAAACGGGAUGACAUCCGUUUCCCAUAUGGAUUCUCCAAAAAUUGUAGAUAUUGGCUUCUACCAGAUGUUGGCACUAGUUGUUGAUCACAAUUUAGAUGCUGGUUUGGAUGUGCAUUUAGUCGGUGCUUUCGAAGAUGUUUCACCUAAUCAUGCUAGCGGCCGAAGUAUAUCACAGGGGAAACGAGAUGGUUAUUCCAUUCCUUUAUGCAGAAAAAUAGUGGAAACCAUGCAGAAGAGGCCGGAAAAAUUUCAUGUAAAGACUCUCUGUGUUCUUCGACAUAACACGAAAUACGAUUCUCAAGGAAAUGCGCUUCCCAUUUUCAAUGGACUCCUGGUGGAAACUUCUUCAGGAACCCUCAUCCCUGCCAGCUUUGAUAAAACUUCACGAUGCCCGGAUGAAAUUGUUCGGAGGCUUCGAGUCUCUUCUUCGCAUGAAGACCCCAGUUGGCAGGGAAAAUUACUGGAUACUUAUGACACUAAAACUGAUAGAUUCAUCAUUGCUCCUUGCAGUUGGACCAAACGCCUCGUACAAAUUGUUUUGUCACUUCAAAGCCUUUCUGAUUCAGAAAUACUUGCUUCAUGCUCUACUUCACCUCUUGCUGAGGGUCCAGAGUUUGUGGAUAAUGAGAGAAGGUUGUGGAACUAUCUAAUUAAGAAUCCAGACUGGAGAACGACUUUUCCGAUGAGGCAACCACGAGUGUUUGAGAGGACAGGUGACGGCGGCUGGAAAAGAGCUGGUUUGUCAUCACAAUGACAAGGAACAUACUCAACUCCAUUAAAGAGCUUACAAGUUAUGCAGUAAGCUUUCUGUUCAAUGUUGUAUGCAUCAUUGGGUUAAAUACAGGCCACAUUUUCCAUGAACAUGUGGAAAGAUGCCCAGAUUGCUUGGUUUCUCUCUCUCUCUUUUUUUUGCUUUGAUGAUAAACCCUGUAUUGGUAAGGUAAGUAGCUAAUUGAACUAUAAAUUGUGAAAAUAAAUGCUGGUGUCAUCUUUGUUGGUGGUGCAGGCGUUUUGAAUUUGCUCACCCUAAGGAUGUGUUUGGAAAGGGUGGAAAAAUGCAGGGAUGGAAAGAAAAUGAAAAAGUGAAAUGGAAAUCAUUUUGAGUA